Molecule: messenger RNA, 1557 nt
Organism: Nilaparvata lugens (brown planthopper)
Lineage: Eukaryota; Metazoa; Arthropoda; Insecta; Hemiptera; Delphacidae
Product: odorant receptor 43a-like
Exons: 6
Coding region: 29-1258 (409 amino acids)
Biological process (GO): detection of chemical stimulus involved in sensory perception of smell; sensory perception of smell
Cellular component (GO): plasma membrane
Molecular function (GO): odorant binding; olfactory receptor activity
Source: RefSeq, a predicted model, not a curated record
GAAUCAAACUAGGAUUCAACAAGCAUCAAUGGAAAGAUAUAUUCAAGAAAACGAUGACAAUUUUGUUGAGUCUAUGGGUGACAACACCACAGCCAACGAUGUAACUCGUUUGUCAAGAUUUCUGACAUCAUUCGUGGAUGGUAGUAAUUUGCUAAGCUGGUCAAUUGCUACCUUAUUCCGCAUAUAUUUGUUGGCCUACCAUGUUGAUCUUGUGGCAGGUGUAUUGAAAUUGCAUGACUUUACAAGCCGAUUUCUAGCGAUUAAGGAGCUGAACAUAAUCUGGUUCACAUUUGCGGUGAUGAAAUCCUCACCCGAGGUGUCCGCUCUCUGUGACACCAUUGACCGCCUCCAGAACUCCACCACAAUCCAUCCUGUGACGUCAUCAACCGCAAUUUCAAAGAGAACCCAACUGAUACAGGAGAAAAACAAGAAACUACAACAAUCCUGCAGAUUCUAUGCAAAACUGCUGCCCGGCGCCUUCAUUAUCAGCGGUCUCCUACCGUUCUGUCAAGUAGUUUUCCAAUUUUGCUACUUCACGUUUGUCCAAAAAAGAAACAACGAGAACUUAGAUGACCUGCCUUUCGCGAUGUUUUUCUACUAUCCAGAUAACUAUAAAACAUUGAACACUUACAUGGUUGCUCAGUUCCUUAUUUGUAUCCUGCUCUACAUUGUGAUAAUUCAUUACUUGUUGCCUGUUUUUACGUCUGUUUCACUGGCCACUAUAUCUAUCAUCUAUGAGAUAAAGUUUAUCUGCCUCAGACUUGAUCAUUUGAGUGAUUUGAGAGAUAAAGGAAGGGAGCUGUUGAAGUUUCAUGCAUCGGCUCUAGUCAAAUCACACGUUGACUUGGCAAACGACAUCAAAUCUCUGAACAAAUGCAUCAACGGAUUGGCAGUUGGGUACAUGAAUGUAAUGGCCUUACAGAUAUGCAUGUAUCUUUUCUGUUUACUAGAGUUUGAUGACAUAGUAACCAGGCUAAAAUAUGCUUUUUGUAUUUUAUUCGUGAUCAUGGUGAUGAGCGUAUGCACAUCGUUUGGACAGAGGAUAAUUAAUGCGGGAGACAUUCUAAGCUGGGAGCUUUAUAACUGUCCAUGGUUGGAAAUGCCAAAUUGGUUCAAACGAUCUUUGCUGUUAAUGAUGACAAGAUCUAUGAGGAAAAUGGAGUUGAAACCUUAUGGCUUAUACGUACUCGAUCUCAGAUGUCUAACUAGUAUUGUAAAUGCGACAUACUCCUACUUCAACUUCUUUCUGAAAGUUUGAGUGAUGAAUAUGUUGAACCAAUUCGGAGAUAAUCCGGUAUCUGAGUGAAGAUAACAUUCUAAUGAUGAAUGGUGAUCAUAGAAUUUACUCAAGAAUAUAUCAUGAUUCACCGUAACUUAUUGUGUGCUCUAUCAUACCAGUCAUGUGAUAGCUGUAAACCAUUGCUUUCGAGACUACUUACAGACACUAUAAUAUUGUUGUUAUGUCAGACGACAUGCAGCUAUCAUAGGCAGUAAGCUUUGUUAUCGACAUGAAAAUGUAUGUCAAGAAAAGUGAAUAAAUGUGAUGUUCACCUAAUA